UGCAUAGUCAGGAUGCGGAUCUGUCAUAUCAUUAAAGGAUGUCAUUGUAAAUUUUGUAUUUAUUAACUUAAAAUAAUUUAAGACAAGACAUUCUGGACAGUCAUUCGUGUCAAAUAAUCGAACCGACAAGACUUUUGUUCGGAUUUGCUUGCUGUAUUUUUGAACAUCCUCGUUUGCAAUUAUAAAGUGGAGGCAGUUUGGAAGUUGGAUGGAUCAUGAUUGAAUGUCAAACAUGAAUAUGAUUCUUUAUCUUUUCUUAUCCAUAAUUUCAAUAUCCAGUGCAGAUGAGCUUUCAGAUUUCACUGUGGUGUAUCCGUAUCGAGACUUCAGCAGUGCUUCACCCGACCAGCACUUUGUCCCAGAAAACACCAGAUCAGCAACAUGGAGUUUCCAGGCAGAAAAUUCCUACCCACAUAGCUGUAGCUCUCCUAAUGUAACUAUAGUUCUGCAGCAUGGCAGUCUACCACUGAUCACACCUCUGGGUGAAAAACAGCCCAAGAAUGCAUUCCUGGAUCAGAGAUGGAACAUUGGUGCCACCUUUAUUGUUCCCACCAACAACAUUAGCCUUGUGUCGAAGCUGAUCUCUCCAAAACCUGGGAUGUGGUACAGCGUGGCCUAUCUACCGGAGGGAGAUGGGAAAAUACUGCCUGCUGACCUAUUUGUGAAAUGCGUGUACAGAAUUCGCAACUGGUUCCAUCUAGAGACGGGACAUGACAUAGAGGAAGUCAGUCCAAACAAAAUCUACCAUAUUUCUCUUCAAAACCUGGCCAAGAAAAUUUUGAGAUUCCUGGUGCCUCUUCAGACAUACAGAUUCCAAGUGUUACUACAAGAUUGUUACCAUGGCAACCAGACUGGUUGUCCCAUCACCAUGGAAACCAGAGGUCAUGCCCUCCCUGGCCCCAGUAACUCCACUGUUAAAGCCCAAUGUGACCCUGACAACACUAGCUGUGUGGUAACCAUGGAGACACCCAGCGCGGGGGCGUGGCACUAUCUACAGCUGCAGUCUCAUAGCGACAACACUAACAAUUUGAGUCUUCAAAUAAUUUUACAAGACUGUGUUGCCAUGACAUCAUACCAAUCUGGUCCCCAGCUGGGCCAGUGUGGACUGAUUCCCAUGCUCGACAAAUUCACGUUCAACCCAAAGUUUCACAACAAGUUUGGCUACAUCAAUGGCAGCAGGUUUGAGGAUGUGCUGUUGCAGAUGAUGGAAGGGUUCACACAGGUUGUGCCGUUUAGAAUUGUUGAUGCUGUGGACAAUGGGGGAAGCCUAAUUGUCAAUGUCCAGAUGCAAGACAUUGUAGCAGUUGAAAAUAAUGACUUGCAAGUAAAACUCAAUGUGUGCUUUCAAAAAGAGGCCAUUCCUUUUGGUGGUAAUCAGUCACUGUGCACAGAUGGUUACCGUGGCAUCCUUAACAGUUCUCAAGGUCACAUGAAGGUCAUUGUGCCCUACCCCCAGUCUGGGUAUUGGUUUAUCAGUGUUCAAAUGCAAUGCUACAGACUGGAUCAGAACAGUACUGUGGAUGUUCAGCCAUGUGGACAGCUGUCAGCUGCAGUCGAUGUUUCCAUAGUAACGGAUGCAUGCUCCGAGGGGGGUUGCAGCAAACAUGGCCGCUGUAUCAACUACCUCAAUGGGCACGUGUUGUACACUACAUGCAAAUGUGACGAUGGUUGGCGUGGUUUUGACUGCACAGACGGCACAGCAGUGGAAGCAGACGGUCAUCAGCUGCAGGAACUACUUCUUCUCACGCUGAGUAACCUUAUAUUCAUACCCGCCAUUGUGCUGGCUGCGUACAGGAGAUAUUAUGUUGAGGCGUUGGUCUACGCAUACAACAUGGUCUUCUCAGGGCUGUACCAUGCAUGUGAUGGGGGCCGGAGGGAGGACUUCACGUACUGCGCCAUGCCAAUAAACAUCGUCAGUCAUGCAGACUUCUUAGCAUCUGCAACUUCCAUCUGGAUCACACUUGUUGCCAUGGCUAGACCACCCCUACAGUGGAAGGGUUUCCUACAGAUGUGCGGCCCGCUGGGUCUGUUGAUAGGAGUGAUGUACCGCCGCACCAGCGCCUUCCUGUUCCUUGUACCCGCAGGUGUGGGGCUCACACUCAUUCUUGUGUCCUGGAUAUGUCGGUGUUGUUACCGCCACAAGUGCUACCCCAGCAUGAAGAAGUACCUGAUGUUUCUGGUACCCGGCCUCUUGCUAGCGGCGGGCGGUUUGUGUAUAUUCUCGUUUGUGGAGCGGGAGACCAACUACAUGUACACCCACAGUGCCUGGCACGCCUGCAUGGCCCUCAGUGUGCUCCUGUUACUGCCUCCCAGGGACUCAAGGGUUCAGUACAAAGUAAAGGACAACAGUUUAGGUGGUUCCUCUUACCAGCCCAUAGCAGGUACCCGUCAGAACUAUAUCAUCUAGAUAUUGCCGCAGGAAACCAGCCCAUAUCUGGUACCCGUCAGAACUAUUUCAUCUAGAUAUUACUGCAGGAAACCAACCCAUAUCAGCACCAGUCAGAACUAUAUCAUCUAGAUAUUGCCGCAAGAAACCAUCCCAUAUCAGCACCAGUCAGAACUAUAUUAUCUAGAUAUUACUGCAGGAAACCAACCCAUAUCAGCACUAUUCAGAACUAUAUUAUCUAGAUAUUACUGCAGGAAACCAACCCAUAUCAGCACCAGUCAGAACUAUAUUAUCUAGAUAUUACUGCAGGAAACCAGCCCAUAUCAGCACCAUUCAGAACUAUAUUAUCUAGAUAUUGCUGCAGGAUACUUGCAUACGAGUUCAUUUUGUGAAUCUUUUUUUUUUAGCUGUAACAUGUGUAUGGUCUCUCCUAUAAGUUAUAUUCUCCCUUUAAAAACUGCAAUAAACCUUCAAAGCCUACAUUAAAAAACAACAACAAAUGAAGUGCAAAGUAACACUACCAUCCAGAAUAGAGCAGGGCCAGUAGAAACACUUUAAUCCACAAUAAACCAGGACCAGUGUUCAUAACGCUCUUAAGGGGAAUCUUAACUUAAGUUUUAUGUAUGUGAACAUUUCAGAUCAUUUUCGCUCAAAGUGAGUUCUGUGUUCACCUUUUGUCUGUGGUUUGUUUGCUGUUAUGCAGUGACCUUUUUAAAACUUUAGAGGCUACUUUUAUUGCUCAAUCUUCAUGAGGCUGGUCCGAACAUUUGUUCAAAUGAUAUUUCGGCCGAGUUUAAAACUUCAUCCCUCAAUGUCAACAAGGUCACUAGGUAAAAUUCAAAAAAGCUUCUGAAUGCACUUAAAUUAACAGUUUAUAAAAAUUGCUCAGAAUAUUUUGUGCUAAUAAUGUUUUCGGCUCAGUUCGAACAUGGGUCAUCUGUGCCCUUAAAACAUGCUAAACAGGGGAUGGGGUAGUUAAGGUCAAAAGUCAAAUUCGCCAUAAAACAGGUUGUCCAGACUCUAACUUUGUCUAACUUUAUAAAUGAGUGGUGUUCUGAGAAAACUGGG
Molecule: messenger RNA, 3454 nt
Organism: Dreissena polymorpha
Lineage: Eukaryota; Metazoa; Mollusca; Bivalvia; Myida; Dreissenidae
Product: transmembrane protein 8B-like
Exons: 13
Coding region: 224-2407 (727 amino acids)
Cellular component (GO): plasma membrane
Source: RefSeq, a predicted model, not a curated record